CCUUGGGAAAUGGCCCCUGGGGCUUCUGCGCUGGUGCUUCUGCUGCUGCUGCCCCCGCUGCUGCCCGGACUUUCACCUCGUGCCACUGGGUGCCCGGCAGCCUGCCGCUGCUACAGUGCCACGGUGGAGUGCGGCGCCCUGCGGCUGCGCGUCAUCCCGCCGGGAAUCCCGCCCGGGACGCAGACACUGUUCCUGCAGGACAACAACAUCGCGCGCCUGGAGCCUGGCGCUCUAGCGCCGCUUGCCGCUCUGCGCCGUCUCUACCUGCACAACAACAGCCUGCGCGCCCUGGAAUCCGGCGCCUUCCGCGCGCAGCCGCGCCUGCUCGAGCUGGCGCUUACCGGCAACCGGCUGCGCGGCUUGCGCGGCGGCGCUUUCACGGGACUGGCCCAGCUGCGUGUACUCUACCUAGCAGGCAACCAGCUGGCGAGGCUGCUGGAUUUCACCUUCUUGCACCUGCCGCGACUGCAGGAGCUUCACCUGCAAGAAAACAGCAUUGAGUUGCUGGAGGAUCAGGCUCUGGCUGGGCUGUCCUCCCUGGCCCUGCUGGAUCUCAGCAGGAACCAGCUGGGCACCAUCAGCAGAGAGGCCCUGCAGCCCCUGGCCAGCCUGCAAGUCCUGCGGCUCACAGAGAAUCCAUGGCGCUGUGACUGCGCCCUGCACUGGCUAGGCGCUUGGAUCAAGGAAGGGGGUCAGCGGCUGCUCAGCUCCAGGGACAAGAAGAUCAUGUGUGCAGAGCCCCCGCGCCUGGCGCUUCAGAGUCUCCUGGACGUAUCCCACAGCAGCCUCAUCUGCAUUCCGCCUUCUGUGCACGUGCAGCCGCUGGAGCUCACAGCCAACCUGGGUGAGGACCUGCGAGUAGCCUGCCAGGCCUCCGGCUACCCGCAACCCCUGGUGACCUGGAAAAAGGUGUCCCAGCCCCGCGAGGGCCAACCGCGGGCCCAAGCCCAGCUAGAAGGCGGGGCGCCGGGCCUGGGUGGGCAUGCGGCCUCGGACACGGGCAGCGGUAUGCUCUUCCUCACCAACAUCACGCUGGCGCACGCCGGUAAGUACGAGUGCGAAGCCACCAACGCCGGCGGCGCCGCCCGCGUGCCGUCCGCAUUCUGGUCAACGCCUUCCCGACAGCAGCCACCGCCGCCGCCGCCUCCAGCCCCCCGACCCGUCGGCCACGCGCCGCGGCCCGAGACGGGGAGCAUGGCCUUCCGCGCCCUGGGCCUAGCCACGCAGACGGCCAUCGCGGCGGCUAUCGCGCUGCUGGCGCUCCCAGCACUGCUGCUGACUGCCAUGAUUUGUCGUCGGCGCCGCAGACGGAAAAAGGCGCGGGCGCCGCCGGGGGAAGGCGCGCUGUUUGUCAACGAUUACUCGGACGGUCCCUGCACCUUCGCACAGCUCGAGGAGCUCCGCGACGAGCGUGGCCACGAAAUGUUCGUCAUCGACCGCUCCAAGCCGCUUUUCUCUGAGGGACCGGUGGAAGCACCAGCAGACCGCGCUUCAGCCGAGGGGGCUGUGCCCGGGCUCCGCGUCCCGCCGCCAGUCGCCUACGAGAUCCACUGCUGAGGUCGGCGCGCGCGGAUGACGUAGGCGCCGGGGAUUGGCCGGCCUGGCCUCGCGCAUGCUCCGUCAGUAAAGGUGGAAGCCGCGCAGUGUACGC
This is a messenger RNA of Carlito syrichta (Philippine tarsier), 1651 nucleotides long. RefSeq names its product leucine rich repeat containing 24 (gene LRRC24). The record is from RefSeq and is a predicted model, not a curated record. Gene Ontology annotation, molecular function: protein binding. The transcript is spliced from 4 exons. Bases 10 to 1557 code for a protein of 515 amino acids. Lineage: Eukaryota; Metazoa; Chordata; Mammalia; Primates; Tarsiidae.